Messenger RNA from Conger conger (European conger), 1438 nucleotides. It is a transcript of the gene tmem216, whose product is annotated as transmembrane protein 216. The record is from RefSeq and is a predicted model, not a curated record. NCBI's taxonomy places the organism in Eukaryota, Metazoa, Chordata, Actinopteri, Anguilliformes, Congridae. Gene Ontology annotation, cellular component: ciliary transition zone. Bases 282 to 695 code for a protein of 137 amino acids. Gene Ontology annotation, biological process: non-motile cilium assembly. The transcript is spliced from 5 exons.
ACUACACGUUUUGAGUGAUGUGUCUUGGCUAUUGAAACUUGAGUACAAACCAUUGAACUCUAAUGGUACAAACAGAAACCAGAGCACGAAAGUGAUUGUUAAAAAAUGAAAAGAAAAAAGAAACCACACUACACUUCCCAGUGUUCUCUGGAAUCGGUGCCCUUUGCUCCUGAUAACGACGCUGUCACCAUAGCAAACGAAUAUGGCGGGCUCGGGUGAGUUUUCUGAAACAAGCAGCGAGCAAGCAAGUUAUAGCAUUUGCUGAUUAGCUAGGGAAAGAUAUGAUCCUGUCCUCGGCACCAUUACAGGUCCUGCUUCAUCUGAAUGGCUGGUACUUUGCUGCCCUCUUUGUAGCAGAGAUCCUUAUGUUCGUUUACAAAGGAAUCUUGCUGCCAUAUCCCAGAGCCAAUCUUAUUCUUGACAUAGUGCUGCUCUUCCUCUACCUUGGCCUUGAGGUCCUCAGGCUCUUUUAUGGUUGGAAAGGGAACCUGUGUGAGCGCUCCCUGGCCCUGAUGCUGAGUUUAGCAGUGCUGGUGCCCUGCAGCGUGCUCUGUGUGUAUUACCUGCUCCUGCAAACGUUUGUCCUGCGUCUGGAGCUGGUGCUCAAUGCCAUACAGCUCUGCUUCUACAGCCUGGAACUGCUCCUGAGCCUCAUCACCAUUUCCGCUUUCUCAAGGUACCCAAAGCACGCUUAGGUGUCAGUCAGUGCUUCAUAAAAUAUUUAUCAAGUUUUCCAAGUAUAUCAAAUUACUGCAGAAGUAAUUCUUCCUUGUUCUUUAGUUAUUCAUGUGGUUUACCCUGAAUCGUCUACCAGACUGCCUGAAAAAUCUAGCAAACUGUCUUUUAAGAGCUUUUCUUCUUUUUGUACUAUUUUUGGGUUUCCUUGCGAUAUUUAUUUUCUUGUUUCUGUUAUUGUUUAGGGCAAAUGUCUAUUAAUGUCGCUGUGGUCCCAGUGAGGCAGCGGGGAGGUUCAGUGUAUUUCUGAAAAGGGGUGUGAAGAAAAAGCCACGCAGGGACACCUCAAUGUACAGGAAUUCCUCCAUUAGUGUCGGCAGUUCACUUUUGCAUGCAUUAUGCAAACUUUAAUUGAGCUGUCAAAGUCUGAAUAUAUCUUUCCUUUUUCAAUGUAUAUAAUUAAUUGUAUAUAAGUGUAUUUCAUAUGGAUUGUUUUUGUAAUCUGCAGAUAAAUGUGUUGCUAACUGUAUAUAAUUGAUUCAUUUUUACAGAAGCCCUAGGUAUUAUGUAUCGUUUUAUAUGAUAACAUUUUGAAAGUACUGUGCAGCAUUGUUUUGCGAGCAUAUCAAUGAAUGUUAUCAAGUUAUUAUUGAUAAAUCAGUCAAAAAUAUUGUUUACAAUAAAAAUAUAUUUGUAAGGCUUUUGUAGAAUUGUGCAUUUGUCUUGCAUUCUGAUGAGCUUGCACAAGAACACUCAUACAGAA